AUCGGGAUGCAGUCGUAUAAGGUAAAACGGAGGAGCCGCGUGUGUUGCGGAGUGUAGAUAGUGAAAAACCGCUUGAAAAACAAACGGACGACAAACGUCGACCCUUGCCUGCCCCUUUAUCAUCACUUCCUAGUGGAAGUUCCUUUCACAUCGGAAUCAUCUUUCCAAUAUCAACGACACUCAUCCCAGGAACUGAUAUCCAAGAUGCCAGAAGUUUUGUUCAGCCAACUCAUAGUAGCGGGUUUCGGGAGCAACAGAGAGCUCAUUAAAAUCUCAGCAAUACACGGGAAGAGAAUAUUUUCCACGUGGAUAAAACCUUCAAAAGCAACACUGCAUACAGCCUCGUCCGGAGUUCCGGGAUUGGAAUGUAAAAAUUACCAAUAUUUCGUUAACGGUGAACAACAAAAACCGAUUCAAUCGAUAGAAGAAGCUUUGCAGAAUUUUCGCACUUUCAUUACUAAUGUUGUGGGAAAUUCAGUUUUAAUUGCUGCUCAUGGUUCGAAGCUGCACUUCGAGCUCCUAAUCGCUGCCAUUCAAAGAGCAGGCUUGGCGAAGGAGUUCGAUAGUCUUAUUAUCGGUUUUGUAGAUACUCUCUUGGCUUUCAAACGAAAAUUCCCAGAUGAAUCGGGUACCCGAUCAUUCUCGUUAUCAGCUUUGGCACAAGAUCUGUUGGGUCAAUCAUACUCGGGACAAGUUCACAGAGCAUCGCAUACUUUGCCACUUCUCAGAAGGAUUGUAAUGGAGAACCUUGAUCUAUCUAGAGUCGCUAAGGAUAUGGUACGUUAUAAACAAGCUCUUUCAAGUGCUAAAAGAGAGCAUCAGCAGCGUACUCCCCAUCGGUUUGGACUGGACGACGGAGCUGGUCCAUCGAUGGCAAAACCGAUGGUUCAAUUGAGACGCGGCGACACGAGUCGGAGUGAACGAACUCCAGAGUGGCAGAAAAAACGACGUGGAGAAUCCGAGUUUGAUUAUUCCAAGGAGGAUCGGUCUUCACUGGCAGCAGGGCCAUCGGAAUCACACUAUGCUGACCUCGAUUUUUCAGGGUAUGAAGGAGGUACAUUCGAGAAGGAAGAGUCCCCGUACGCGCAGAUUCGUUUCUAGGAACUGGAUUAGUUCCUAGAACUGGCGGCGUACUUCAUAAAUUGCCGAAUCAUUUUUUUUUUCAUCCCUGCUAUUUUUCAUGUACUUAGGGAAAAGGGAAAAAUGAAUUCUUCCAGAAGUUUAACACAACAAAUUCAAAAUGGGAGUUUUUUCAAAUCGAUGAAAAUAUUUUUACAAGUAUUCCAUUAUUUCAUUAUUGCAUUUCAUUGUUUUUUUCCAAUAAUUGCAAAAUAAUCACCGUACGUUUCUUAGUGCUCGAGGCUAAGAAAUAAAUGAAGCUUCUCAAACUGCUAACAAGUACGAUAUUUCUUAAAAAAAACUCGGUUCGACUCAGUCUUCCCUUAGAUCAUGAGCCGCAGGUGCACUUAUCAAAUGGAAUUACCGCGAAAUCGUUUGUCGGUCAGGAGGGAAGAAUCCACUUUACAAAAAUUUUCAUUGCCGAGAAAGACGAUCCGGUUCACGAAAAUUUACAUCAGAUAAAUAACGAGAGUUUACUUUAUACAAAGAAAUCAGUGUGCAUGAACGAAAAAACACAAUUUAUUACGACGUUUUGCUUUCUCCGAAAACGCGCAUGAUCAUUUUGAGUAUGGAAUAUAUUCUAUUUAAAAUUAAAUUUCCUAUAUAUUUCGAAAUUCAGUGAAUAUCUACUUUGUUUUAAACAGGCGAUUUAUCGAUUUAGCUCAUCUGUGUUUUUUUCUCAUAAAACGAUUCGCAGUGCUGAAGGUAUUAAUAUUUUAGACGUUUUAAUAUUUAUAAAUAGUUAAAUGAGGAUUAAAUAUUCCCAUUAAAUAUAAUAACCGUAAUUCUUGCGAACAUUGAUACAUGCACAGUCGGUGUUUGGCUCCUGCGGUUUUACUUCAACAAUUCGUGCCGAAGCCAAUACCUGGUUAGGUCGAACGUUAGCCAUGCACCAGCUUGAGCACGAUCCCUGAACGUAAAGCAAUAACUCUGAGAUUUCGACGAAGAAAUCAGGGAAUAUAUAACCAACUGUAUCGGCCGGGUUUUCCACAGUUUCCCCGAGCCCUUGAGCGAAUGCGGUACAGUUAUUCAUUGAAAAAAAGAGUGGUUGUGGGCAACGCUCUUGGGAUGAGGUGUGGGGUAGCAAUAAGAGAAUUAGUCAAGUACGAGAAAUUUAUGAUUAAGAUAGAUAUAGGACGGGCUAUGGGAACUCGUAAAAGUGCGCAAAGGAAUGGCGAAACAUAUUGGUAUGAUUUGAGCUUGUUGAGUACCAUUAAUCGAUGUCUAUAUCAUUGUAAAUCUCACGUAUAGGUACACUGCACGUCUUGACCUGUCGUUUUAAUACUUUUCGUCAAGAUGUUACCGCGUCUCUUGAUAUGUAUUGACUUGAAUGUAUGGACGGUUGCACUUAAAAACUUGAAUUACUGGCUUUAUUUGUACCCCUGUAACUGUCAAGAAAAUAAAGAGUUUUCCAUAAAGACAA
Venturia canescens is the source of this 2542-nucleotide messenger RNA. RefSeq lists its product as uncharacterized. The transcript is spliced from 2 exons. Gene Ontology annotation, molecular function: nucleic acid binding. The record is from RefSeq and is a predicted model, not a curated record. Lineage: Eukaryota; Metazoa; Arthropoda; Insecta; Hymenoptera; Ichneumonidae. The coding region runs from base 205 to 1101 and encodes 298 amino acids.